This is a messenger RNA of Mytilus californianus (California mussel), 6006 nucleotides long. RefSeq lists its product as uncharacterized. The coding region runs from base 2318 to 3967 and encodes 549 amino acids. The record is from RefSeq and is a predicted model, not a curated record. NCBI's taxonomy places the organism in Eukaryota, Metazoa, Mollusca, Bivalvia, Mytilida, Mytilidae. The transcript is spliced from 2 exons.
GCCAUGGCAACUAAAACACUGUAAUCAUAAUAAUUAAGACAUUGACACAACUUAUUCACUUUUCAAAACAUCACAGAUUUUUUUCUCCAUUUCAUUUGACUACUUUUCUUCAUUUUAGUUCCCAUGUGUAUUCACAAGGCUAUAGAAAUAUUUUUCUUGACAUUUAAAAUAACUCUAAAAGUGUAUUACAAAAUAAAUAUAGCCAUUAUUUCAUUGUUUUCUAUAAAAGGCAAUGUUAAGGCUAUUUUUAGAAUAUUAUAUUAUUCUAAUUUGGAAAAAAUUAAAACUAUGUUAUCAGUAAUACAAAUCUUUACAUUUAGAAUCACAAGAUACUAUCUGAGUGUCUGGAUGGGGUCCUUCAUUUCUGUAUUCUUUAAUUUUUAGGUCAUUUUUCUCUAUUGUUUAUAUUUUUUCCCAUUAUUUUCUAUUCUUUAUAUUUUAGCACCCUAUUAUUCUAUAUUCUUUAUUUUUUCGGUCUAUUUUUCCCUAUUAUUUAUCUUUAUGGGCCCAUUUUUCUGUAGAAUCGGCCCUUUAUUCUCUAUUCUGUAAUCCCCAUCAAGACCCUCCUAUCUGGUAUUUAUGCUGAUAACAAUCAAAGCAAUAGGAUAUAAUUUACCAUGUUUCAUACAUGUUUAUAUCCUACUAGAAAAAUACAACACAAGGAGCAAUUUAAUUUUCACGAACACGACAAUUAAGGCAUCGUGUGCCAGGUAACAGUCAAACAUAUUCUACCUCUAAAUUUGCCGAUAUAUUUCUAUAUAAAUCAGAACCUGUGAUCUUUAAAUGAUGGGUUACAUUUGAUUAAGGGGUAAAAUUUCUUCUAUAUCAUCAUGUUUGACCCUAUCGAGCAAACACCUGUAUUCCAGUUAACAUAUCCAUUUCCAAACUGACUCAAUUCAGAUUAAUUUUGUCAAUGCUUAACAAUGCCUUAACUUUAUGCUUGAUGCCCGUAAAACAUUUUAUAAUCUAUCUACAUGGGUUUUCUGAUUAUACAAUUACAACCCUCAUUUUUACACUGCAGUCUAGGGUUAAAUACUCUUGUGCACAAAUAUAGUUGCAUUAAAAAAUAUAUAUAAGUAAAAUGGGUGGACCAAUUUCAUACAAACUGGAUAUUAAGCAAAUAGGUAAGAAAUUCAUUUUUAUUAAUCUUUGUUUUCAUGCUACCACUUCAAAAACUUUUGAAAUAAUAUAUUAUUUCCUGAUUUUGAGAAACUGAAUGCCACCCUCAUUUCUAUAAAUACAUUUUUCUAUGUUUUUAACAGAUAAUAAGUAAUAUGUUACCAUCAAAUCAAUUUCUUUUAUUCUCCAAAAAAAUUAAUAACUAUCCAUGUUCUAUAGCAUAUCAAUAAUUCUUUUGAAAUUGAAGAACUUAUAACUAUAACUUUUAUCCAAUAAGUCUAUUCAGCCAGACAAUUUUUUAUGAGACCUUGACCACACCCAAUUGGUAUCAGUUAACUGCAGAUGCAAUAGGUAACAAAGUUCAUUGACAUACAGAAGCCUAUAACUCUGUGGUUGUCUUUUUCAUGUUGAAGGCUGUAGAGUGACAUAUUGUGUGCUAACUUUUACAACAUUUAGUCUCUGGUGAGAGAGUUGUCUCUUUGGCAAUCAUUCCACAUCUUCAUUUUUUCAUAUAAACCCAUUAUCUCUUCAAAUUCAUUUUUAAGAAUCAAAACACAUGUAUCCAGAAAAAAACGGGCAAAAAACUAUACUUCAAGGUCAAUUCUAAGCUGUUUCCACAAGUAACACCAUAACAAAAGGUAUAGACCUAUUUUACAUAAUGGUCUAGUACCUGAUAUUUAGGUUAAUAAGUCAUACGAUUUCUUAAGCUGGUAAUCAUACCACUAAAACCUCUAAAAAAAAAUUUCCCAGUCCCACAGCAAUAUUACUAAAAAUAAAUGUUAAAAACGUAAAAUUAGCUCAAAACUAUCCCAUGAAAAAAAAAUGCAUUAAUCAUAUCAGCAGAAAGAUUAUGCAGACAGAGUUUAACACUCGCUCUCACCAAAACAAACCAGAAUGUAUUCUUUCUCACGUCAACAACUGCCUUAAAUCUUUUAAUCUUAUUGUGUUUCUUUGUUAAAUUGUAAAAAAAGUCUUAGUAAUCUAAAUUUUAAGGCAUUAAUAUAUUAAAACCGAUUAAACCAAGUCUAACUAGAAGUCUACCGUGUGUUUCAGUUUUUAUUUUCUAGGAUGUUUCUAGCUACAUGUUUUGAUAUUCUGAUAGCAUGCUGUCAAAACUUCUGGCUGCUCAUAAUUGGAAUCUGUCAUUUACUUAAAUAUCUGUUGCCAUGUUAAAGAGGCAUUAAAUUUUGUUAUAUUCAUGACACAUAUGACAACAAUAAUCAAAAUGGAUACAUCAGAAAUUGAUGAAGAGGAUAAAAAGAGAGUGUCCGAUGCUAAAAAGGAAGCAAGUAACUUCUUCAUUAUGGACUCGGAACAGCUGGUGUCCAAUCCAUUUCAAACCAUGAAGGAAGAAGCAAUGGACAAUGCCAAAAAAGUGUCAUUGACAGAAAAAUUAACAAGUGUCAAAAAUAAUGUGUGCGAAAACCAUCUCUCAAUCAAAAACACUAAACUUCAGAGGGAUAUAAGUUACAAAUUGAAGCAAAUUCAUGACAAUGCAAGUCAACUAAGAUAUGAAGCAAAAGUCUAUGACAUCAAUAAGCGAAAAACAGAUCUAGAAAAUGCUAAACGAUAUGAACCCUAUAAAGAUUUUGGUUACGAUGAAAUGCAGUUAAAAAAUCAAACAAAACGACUUGGCGUUGUAUCACAGUCACACUAUUUAGAUAGGAAACAACAGUUUCCUUUAAGAGGACGAACUGUCAAUGAUUUACAUCCAAAUGCUGUUGUCAGAGCAGCUCGUCAAAUCUAUCAUCGUCGACAAGUACAAAGUCGACAAGAAGACAGAAGUCGGAGAGGAGAUAUAUCAACUCCCGGUACAUCAGUUUCGUCUGCUAAAAGCAGAAAAAGUUUACUGUGGCAAAGAAGAGAUUCUAGGUCUGCACCACCUAUGAAAAGUUCUGUAUCAUUGAAUUUUGAAGACAAUUCAACUAAGCUUCCGUCAUUAAGUGAUAAAUCAAAAGUUAAAUUUGCUUUAAACAUUAAAACUCCAGAGCCAAUACAAAGAGCAAAAACAUUUCAUCCUGGAAUGCAGCGAAGACAAUCCGUUUGGCAGGAUAGUGAUGAUGAAUAUGAGGAUGAUGAUGAAGAGGAGUACAUAGAUAUUGACAAACUGCGAUCAGUUGUGUUUGGAAACAAAUAUGCAAACUCAGUCAAAAAUGGUUAUGAUACACCAAGAACAGUAGCAAGCUUUCAGUCAUCAAAUACCUCAAAAAGACCAACUGAAGAAGACCUGAAAAAAGAACAACAACAACUGCAACGCAAAAUUGAUGAUUUUUUUGGAAAUUUAAACACCAAUGGAUCUGAUAUUGAAUCUGAUGACGAACUGGAAAUUCCUCUACCUGAGAUAAAAACUGCUCCACAAAUGUCAAAGGCAAGCAUGUUAAUGAGCAUCUUUGCCAAGUCUGUUUCAUCAAAUACGAGAAAGGAAACUGACAAAGACAGGUUAGCAGUAAGUGAACCAGAACCAAAAAGUAAGGAACCCGAAAGAUCAAAGUCUUCUCUUUCACAAAGAAGUAAAUCUCCAUAUACGGUCAAAACUGAACCGAAGAAACCUCAAGAUUUGUGGAAGUACAUCAAAACAUCAGUACAGCGAGGUGAAAUUCAACGUUGCCAAACACCUAGUAAACUUAUUAUUGAACAAAUGACACAUCUGGACUUAACAAAUUCUGAAAAAAAGCACAUUCCACUCAAAUCUGCCAAUAGGGCACUGAGACAUACUCCAACAUUCAAAAUGAGACAAUUAGUUCAGAGAAUGCAAAGGGAAAGAACAAAAUAUGAACAAUUUGAAAUAGAUCAAAAGAAAACUAAAAUGCAGGAUGAACAAAUGGAUGGAGUAGAAAUUAUGGCAUAAAAGUUUCCAAUAUAAUUUCCCGAUAUGGACCGAAACAAUAUCAGUGCUAUUAUUCUUACAUAAAUUUGGAUUAUACAAAAGCUGUGAGGUUAGUUUCAAUAUAUCUUGCAGUAGGAAAACAUGUAAAAUUAUGUGUUUAUUAUAUAAAUACAAACAAUAGACUUACAUUUGUAUGUUUUUGUACUAUAGUGAUAUAUGAGAACAGAGUUAUUCAAAGAAUAUCUUAUCAAGUUUGGACAACUGUUUUUUUUUCUUCGAUUUUACUUUCAUCUAAAAAUGGAAAAAUAUCAUGUUUAAAUCCAGAUGGAUUUUAUUUCAUCGUCAUAUCAUUCAUUCAUAUGGGUUCAGGUGCUUCAAAUCAAUGCCAAAUUAUUUUUUUUUUAUUUAAAACUAUUCAUAUUGACAACUGUUUUGUGGUGUGUUGAUCAAAGAAAUAUAAACUUGUCCUUACUUCCCCAUAAUCAAGGUUUAUUUUUCAAAAGACUCAAACCAUUUAUACAUGUCCAUGCACACAUUCAUUUUAUUUGGUGUAAAAAGAUGUAUCUAAAUAAAUAAUUUUGUAAUACAAUGGUGUCUUUGUUCAAUUUUUAUUCUAUGCUUUAUGCUAAAGUCCAGGGUAGAUGCUCACUUUAAUAAAAUAUUGAAACAUAUCAAAAAGUGGUUAACAAUGAACUUUUCUGAAGAAAUAUUAUCUCAAACAUUCAUUCCUAUAAGCCCUUAUAUUAAGACAUACAUAGAAACGAGAGAAGGAAUUUUUGAUGAAUUGUUCCUUGAUUAAUUGAAUUUAAUGCAACUUUUGAUUGAGUUGCACAUUUUCAUUGAAGUUGGCUUCAAUGCUCCUAAAAUAUUUCUGGUAGUGAAUAUUAUAACCCUUGUGAUACAGAACUAUACAAAAAAGUAGCCAGAGAUAUUUAGAACCAUUAGUCGAAGACAGACAAUACAAGGGACAAAUUAAAAUGAUGAAAAGACAAACAACACUCUACAAAAUACUACAAAAAAAACUACAGACUGAGCAAAAUGAACCCCACCAGAAACAAGGGGUGAUAUCAGAUACAAGUAGACUGCAGUGUUAAAGUAUGAUUAACAAUAACAUAUGACAAUGUGCUUUUGAGAUAUGAACUUUUUGUAUAAUUUAACUACAGUCAUCUUGGAGCAUCAAAUGAGGAUUAUAGUCACUCAAAUGUUCCAAAAAUGUUGUACUAUAAAAGUGGGUUUCAACAGUCAGUUUUUGAGUAAUGAACCUAUGCACAGAGCGUAAGAAAGUUCACUUGAAAAAACAAAAUAUAGGCCUAAGUGAUGGAUAGAUAGACAAGGGUAAAAACAUAUGCUCCUUCCACUUUCGUGGCAGUGCAUAAAAAUUAUUCAGGCCAAAAACUUUUAAAUCACAGAGCAUUUAAUACCCUACAAGGUUUAAAAGAUUUAAUCAGGUGUUUUCCAUGUCUGCAUUUUCCUAAACUGGUUUUUAAAUUGCAGUAAUGCUUUUCUGUUUUGUAUGAGGUUUCCUAAAUUGUAACUGUUCUGAUUAAACUAUGACACCUUUUUAAUUUUGCAUUAAAAAUGGUUGUUUAAAGCCAUUCUAAUUCUUUUUACUGAUAUAUUCUAGUAUUUUGUAUAAUUAUAUAUAAAGCUUUAAAACUAUUAUGACAUCAAAGACCUAGCAACCUGACCAAAAAAUUCUAAACUUCCAUUCUAUGACUAUGCAUUUAAAUGCCAUUCAUCAUACUUCACGACUUUAAUCUUAAUUGACGAGGUUUGUCAUUUAGCCUGCAGAAGGUUAGUGCCUUAGUGGUUAUCUUCUGGUACAUUGGUUUCUUCACAAAUAAAAACUGGACACAAUGAAAUAUCCAAUAUCUCUGAAAUCGGUGUUAAAAACACCUCCAAGAAAACAUACCACUUCAUAUUGUGAAUUAUUUAAAAACAGGUCCAAGGGAUCCUCGUCUAUUCUUCAGAAAGUUAUGUAUGUUUUUUAUCAAAUAAAAUGUUUGUAUACCUUCCAUGAUAUACUGUUUUUGUAUUUAAUAAAAUUUUCUGAAACUUAA